UAUCCACGUGCGAGUCUGGGCUUUACUUUCCUGCUUCGCUCCUAUUCUAUUCGCAAUUCCUCUCUCUAUCUCUGCAAUUACCUAACCCUAAACCCUAAUUUUUGUCAAUAUUUUUCCAUAUCCAGAGAUUAGUGUAGGUUCGGGUCUUUAAUGCUUUGUCUGUACGGUUCUGAUACGCUGAGCUUCGGGAAGUCGAGCUUCGAGGUCGAUAAUGGAGGUCUUGAAGGACGAUUUCUCGGAGGUAGAGAUUGGGAGUUCCGUUGACUCGUUCCAGAGGUUCGUGGAAUCGCAGAGGGAGCUCUUCCACAGCCAGAUCGACCAGCUCCAGAAAAUCGUUGUCACCCAGUGCAAGCUCACCGGCGUCAAUCCUCUCUCCCAAGAAAUGGCAGCUGGUGCUUUGUCAAUAAAAAUUGGUAAAAGGCCUAGAGAUUUGCUAAACCCUAAGGCUGUAAAAUAUAUGCAAUCAGUUUUUUCUAUUAAAGAUGCUAUUAGUAAGAAGGAAUCCCGUGAGAUCAGUGCUCUUUUUGGCGUUACAAUUACACAGGUUCGUGAUUUUUUUAAUAGUCAACGUUCAAGAGUAAGGAAACUAGUCCGGUUGUCAAGGGAGAAGGCCAUGAGACCCAGUGCAUGUAAACAACCUAAUGAUGGUGCAAUAAUAAGCUCUGAUCCUAUGACACCUAUUGAACCAGUUCCCUUAAACUCUGUUGGUCCUGCCAGCGUUGAAGAAGCACCAUCUUGCUCAACCCAGGAUGAUGCUCUACCUGGCUUAGAUGACGAAGACAAACAUUUUGUUGAAAAUAUUUUCAUUUUGAUGCGGAAAGAAGAAGCAUUUUCUGGGCAGGUGAAACUGAUGGAGUGGAUCCUGCAGAUACAAAAUUCUUCAGUAUUAUGUUGGUACUUGUCGAAUCACUGUUUGAGGUUUUUAACUAAAGGUGGUGUUAUGAUUUUAGCCACGUGGUUGAGUCAAGCAGCAGUUGAAGAGCAAACAAGUGUACUUCUUGUAAUUCUUAAGGUUCUUUGCCAUUUGCCUCUACAUAAAGCUCUUCCAGUACAUAUGUCAGCCAUUCUGCAAAGUGUUAACAGACUGCGGUUCUAUAGGUCAUCAGACAUAUCAAACAGGGCAAGAGUUUUGUUAUCAAGAUGGAGCAAAUCAUUGGCAAGAAGCCAAGCAAUGAAGAAACCUAAUGGCUUGAAAUCUGCUAGUGACAUGCAAAAUGAUUUAAUGCUGAAGCAGAGUAUUGGGGAAAUUAUGGAUGAAGAAUCAUGGCAGUCCAGUAUCGAUGCUCCUGAAGACGAUCUUGCUUCCUCAUAUGGGACUUUAGCGAAUUUAAGGAAAUUGGAAUCUCCGCAAGCACUGAAGCUGUUGCAAGCACCUUCGGAUGAUUCAAGUAGGAAGCAGAUCCUAGGUCUCUCUUCAACCCAAACUAGAGAACGCAGAAAAGUUCAGUUGGUGGAACAGCCGAGCCAAAAAAUGGCAGGAAGAAGCCCGCAGGCCACAAGAGCAGCACAUGUGAAUCAAGGUCGUCCAAUGUCUGCUGAUGAUAUACAAAAGGCGAAAAUGCGUGCUUUAUUCAUGCAGAGCAAGUAUGGGAAAACUAGUUCUUCUAAUGAAAGUAAAGAAGCAAAAACUGAAGGUCUGAACAAAACUUCAACUACUCAGCCCAGCACUUUGACUCCAAUAUCUAAAGCAGCUAUUCGGCCUAAAAUUGAGGAACAAAAGAAACCUGUCAUACUCCCUUCUAAAAUUUCUAAUAGGCCGGAUGCUCCUCUUGAGCUGAAGCUAAGAAUGGAUUUGAAGGAACCCGUAUGGUAUAAGGGCAAGAGGGUUCAGAUCCCAUGGCAGUCACCACCAGAAAUGAAACACAAUGAUCUUUGGAGUGUCGGUGCCGGUGAGAAUAGCAAAGAGGUUGAAUUUCAGAAAAACAGAAAUCGUCGCGAGAAGGAAACCAUCUACCAGACGGUCCAGGAGAUCCCAUCUAAUCCCAAGGAACCGUGGGACAUUGAAAUGGACCACGAUGACACAUUGACCCCAGAAAUCCCAACUGAACAGCUGCCUGAUGCAGAUGCUGCAGAAACACAGGUUACAUCUAAUCAAGUUGUAAACAACGCUGUUUCUUUGGCACCGGCGUUGUCUCAAGUUGGUAAUGCAAGCACGGCCGAACCGGAUCUUGAGUUGCUUGCCGUUUUGCUAAAAAACCCGGAAUUGGUAUUUGCAUUGACUUCUGGCCAAGCUGGCAAUUUAUCAAGUGAAGACACUGUGAAACUACUCGACAUGAUUAAAGCCGGCGGGAUUGGUUUAGCGGGUGGUGGUGUUAAUAUGGUAGGUGGAAAAGGAGAGGACAAGAUCGAAGUUUCACUUCCAUCCCCAACUCCUUCAAGCAAUCCUGGAACGAGUGGAUGGAGACCAGAAGUUGCCAAGGAUUCAUUUUCGCAACAAAGUUCAAUGGCUAACAGAGUUGUGUACGCCACACCGGGAGCGGCUUCUGCCAGCUUGAUGCUGUCUCAAGUCACAGCAGCUAACCUCAUUCCACCUCAACAGCCAGCAAGUGCUCCAUCAAUGGUACAGCAAGUUGCAGCAGCAACAAUGCCUGCUUACUCGCUGCCUCAAAUGACUACCAUCAUACCCGAAAAGCAACUGCCCUCUGUGCACCAGCAUCUCCCUAUCAACUCUUCAACUAGACAAACACCAUAUUCAGAAGUAGUUUUAACCGCGAAGAAUUUAUCUGCCAUGGGCGCACCCUUACAUAACUUACAAACCGGAGAUGCACCGUCGGCAUUGCGGAUCCAAAGCACGAGUAACAUAAAACCUGCACCUGUAUAUGUCACACUGAAUGCACCUUCAAGAGCACCUGCUUCCUUCCCAUCGCAUCCUUUGUCGCAAUCACAGCAUCCCUCAACAGUUUUGCCUGAGCCCCGGCAUUCUGCAGCUCACCCUGUUUCUGAUUCUUGGAGAGCUAGCCAGAGUCAACAUCCAAAUUAUCGUUCCCAAGCCAAUCAAAAUAAUUAUAACACAUUGGUUGGAGGAUCUAGGCAGCCUCUGUUGCAGCCAGGUCCUUCUUGGGAGAGAAACGAGCAUGUGGCUGAAGAAGAAUAUGAAUCAUGGAGUCCGGAGAAUAGUCCUACUAGAACUUCUGACUACACGUCGGGAAGGAAUUUCCCGGAUUCGGAACCUAGAACAAACCCCGGAUGGAAUCAUAGGCCGGACCGACCUAGACAACGGAACUUUUCUGGAUACCGGGACCAUAAUAGGUAUGGAGACAGAAAGUGGCGUGACCGGAGGCAUUGAGUUUGUACUUAUAUUCGGCUUGGUCUUAAAACUGCCUGACUGACUAUAUUCCAGGUAGAGUGGAUUUGUUUAAUGGAGUUUCACUUGGGAGGCAUAUGGAGGUGGAGUUGGAAGUUUCGGGCUUGGAAAGGGUUUUGGGGUGAGGACUUCAUUAGCGACAAUCGCAGCAGCGAUCCAAUGUGUUCAUAACUUUUGAUUAUUUAACCGAGUAAAAAGCAUCAAAAAACUUGCCAAAAUUUUCCUCUUUUUGCGCACAAAAACCAAGCUGGAACAAUUAGGCUCGCUUGGCCCAUCUAAACAACUAUAGUUUCCAAAUUACAUAAAUAAAAACUAUGAUUAUACUCGUAUUCAAUUUACUUCUAAGCUCAUGAGUUUUUACUGCAAACUUUUUACGAUUAUUAGAGCUGGUGGAAAGCUGACCUUGAAAGGCUUGAGGACAUUUAUUUAGAUAAAUGAGAAUUACUUCUCAAAUUAACCUUAGAAAAAAAGAAAAAAAGAAAAAAAGGAAAAAGGAA
Messenger RNA from Corylus avellana, 3801 nucleotides. It is a transcript of the gene LD, whose product is annotated as Homeodomain-like superfamily protein. The record is from RefSeq and is a predicted model, not a curated record. Gene Ontology annotation, cellular component: nucleus. Gene Ontology annotation, biological process: vegetative to reproductive phase transition of meristem. Lineage: Eukaryota; Viridiplantae; Streptophyta; Magnoliopsida; Fagales; Betulaceae. Gene Ontology annotation, molecular function: DNA binding.